AUGGCUGCACUCCUUAUUUCCCCGGCGCGCGCUCUGUCGUCGGAGGAGCCAAGCACCGACGUGGCCGACACCUUUUCCCACGUCGCGUCUCUGAGUUCCACACCACCCACUACCGUUGGCGAUGGCAUGAGCAUCACUUCAGAAACAUCAAAGCAGGAAAUCACUGUCGAGUCUACACAAAUCGAUAUUGUCGUCUCAACCCACAAUCAUGUCGCGACUAUAUCUGCCCCCACUUCCGACCAAAUCCUGGCGCCUCAAGUAGAGCUCAAUGUCGAAGCGACCGCCGCGCUUCUCGAGAACGAUGUGCCGGCUACGCCCAGCACUGAUGCACCACCCAUGCUUGACACUUCGACCCCAGAAUCAUCGCGACCUCGAAGACAAAGACAUAGUCUGCCCGUGUACAACUUGGCAAAGCUCAGCGGUACUGCUGUGCACGGAAAGAGACGCGCCAAUGGCGAUAUAGUCAAUGAGAAGAAGCGCCGCACCAUCUCCGGCCCUUUGCCCGUCGAUCCCCAGCAGGAACAGGACGAGUCGCCCGCCCACCCUGAUGUCGAGGCACUCACCAAGGAGGCACCCAGCAAAAAGGCGCCCAAGAAAGAAGUCAGCGCAUCGCCAAUGGUAAAAAGUGCAAAGAAUUCGAAAAAGCGCGCUCUGUCCCCAGAGCCUAGGCGCGCCACGCGUUCGACUGGCUUGCAGGCCGAGACGCUGGCCACCAAGCUUUCCACCCUUGGCAAGCGCGGUAAGAAGAAUUUCGUGCAGAAUCUUAGCAAGAUGUCGCGCGAAAUGCGCAGACUGCAAGAUACCAAUGAAUUCUCGGGAAUCGAUGUAAAGCCCGUCCUCUACACGACUUGGGCUAAGGGCAAGUUCGUUAACCCGGACGCUGAGCCCCCGGCCAAGAAGCAGAAGAAGGCUGCCCAGCCUGUAAAGGAUGAUAUCCCAGAGGAGCUGGCCGCGGUUCCCGAGAUUCCUGCACCGCAGCGCAAGAUCAAGAAGUGGAUGACACAUGGUCUAUACUCUGGCCAGGACGGCCCACUCGACUACUCGAGACACCUGACUCCUAAUGAGAAGAAGGCCCUGGUAGAUCUGCCCGAGCUCAUCCCAAGCCAAACGGUGAACACGGCCCUACCGAUGCCGAUAUUCAAUGGCCUCAGACAGUUAAUUCAAGGACGCGACUACAAACUACCUUUUGAUAUCUGCAACCCUCUGCCAUCCGGACAACCCAAGCCUGCUUCUUGGAAACUAAUGACCAGGAACCGCUUCAUUGGAGAAGCUGGGCCGCUCUGGAAGAAGUCUCCUCACUUCAAGGACUACCAGUCCAAGUGUGUCUGUACUGCCGAAGACGGAUGUGCCGAGUCCUGCCAGAAUCGUAUCAUGCUUUACGAGUGCGAUAACACCAACUGUAACGCUGGUGCGGCGACCUGUCAGAACCGUGCCUUUGCCAGAUUGCAGGAUCGCAUCAAGGCCGGUGGCAAAUACCGUGUCGGUGUCGAAGUCGUCAAGACCGAGGAUCGUGGCUUUGGCAUCCGUGCCAACCGCUGCUUCGAGCCUGGCCAGAUCAUCAUGGAGUAUACCGGUGAAAUCAUCACUGAAGAAGAAUGCGAGCGUCGCAUGGAGGAAAAGUACAAGGACAACGAGUGUUAUUAUCUGAUGUCCUUUGACCAAAACAUGAUCAUUGAUGCCACAAGAGGUAGCAUUGCUCGCUUUGUGAAUCACUCUUGCCAGCCCAACUCGCGCAUGAUUAAGUGGAUCGUGUCAGGCCAGCCACGCAUGGCGCUUUUUGCCGGCGAUCGACCCAUCAUGACUGGCGAAGAAUUAACUUAUGACUACAACUUUGACCCCUUCUCCGCUAAGAACGUGCAGAAGUGUCUCUGUGGAGCUCCCAACUGUCGAGGUGUAUUGGGUCCCAAACCAAAAGAGGUCAAACCGCCCAAGGCGCCAAAAGAAGAGCUCAAAAAGGCUGUCAAGAAGGGAUUGAAGGCCGGCAAGCGCAAGCUACAGGAGCUUCUAGGUGACAAUGCGGAUGGGGAAGCCGGCGCUGCCAAGAAGCGCAAGAUCAAGACUGCUACUGGCGUCAAAGCUAAGGGCUCCAAGGCGACUCCAGCAAAGGCGAGUCCAAAGGUUGCUCGCGCAAAGCUCCUCAAGAAGAGCGUAUCCAAAGUCUCGGUAAAAUCACCUCAGUCGGGCAAGAAAGUGGCCUCAGUCAAGCGCAUGUCUUCUAUAGUUAAGACCUAUACCAAGAGCAAGGCUGCAGGAAAGCUCUCUGCAACGCCAAAAAAGGCCACAGGAAAGAAGACGACCACCCCGAAAGGGACAGCCGCCCUCAAGAAGUCGCCAGCACGAAAAUCGGCUGGGACGAUUGUCGCUGCUGGUGCCGGCAACAAGAAAUCCAGCUCAGCAGCCAAGAAAAGCACAGUUGCCAAGGCCGACACCCCGAAGCGAGGUGUUGGCAGACCUCGCAAGCAACCGGGGGCAUCUGUCUCUCCACGCAAAGGAGUAGACAUUGCAAGAAAAGCCGUUGGCAUUCGGCUCGUCCAAUCGCCGUCAAAGGCGGCCCAGGGGGAGCACCGCACGGCCAUUGCCGAGGAGACGGCCGAAGCCGCUUAA
Molecule: messenger RNA, 2604 nt
Organism: Pestalotiopsis fici W106-1
Lineage: Eukaryota; Fungi; Ascomycota; Sordariomycetes; Amphisphaeriales; Sporocadaceae
Exons: 3
Coding region: 1-2604 (867 amino acids)
Biological process (GO): regulation of DNA-templated transcription
Cellular component (GO): nucleus; chromatin
Molecular function (GO): histone H3K36 methyltransferase activity; protein binding
Source: RefSeq, a predicted model, not a curated record